AUGUACGAACUUCGCGCGGCUGACCUCGCCGUCGAUACAUCUGCGCUGACCACCAAGUCCGGCACUUUUGCGACCGCUUUCGAGUACACCGACGAGCAGGCCACCCCCACAGCCCUCCAUCGCGGCCGGGGGUCCAGCGUCUCCCACCAUUUCGACCGCCCGAGUAAUCCCCCCUCGAAAAUGGCCUCCGGGUAUGCGGUCAGCCCGGAGCCGCCCGCCUUGUUCGUGCGGGCCAUGUACGACUACGAUGCAGACGACCACACCAGCCUGAGUUUUCGCCGCGGCGACAUUAUUCAGGUCCUCAACCAGUUGGAAACCGGGUGGUGGGAUGGUGUGAUUGACAAUAUUCGGGGUUGGUUCCCGAGCAACUAUUGCUCCAUCAUCGAGGAAGCCGACGAUUAUGGCGAGCACCUGAUCCACGCCCACCAGGACACCGACCUCAGCGCCGACUCGGGCCUCGAAGAUGAGUAUGGAGAUGGGCAUGAAUACGACGAGGAGCUGGACUCCGAGGGCAAUCCCCGCCAUUCGCCGCCAGUCCUGCCGAUCGAGGGCAUCCCCGGGGCCAAAGAACACGAAGAGGCGGCGUUCUGGAUUCCCCAGGCGACACCAGAUGGUCGUCUUUUCUAUUUUAACACCCUCACGGGGUACUCCACCAUGGAACUGCCGUUCGAAAACCCGACAGUAGCCAACGAGAAUGGUCCUCGGGACCGGACCAACUUCUUCGUUCCCGACCAGACGCGGCCGCCUCCCGAGCUGAUGGCGCGCGGGUUCGAACGCGACGAGGACGAUUAUGACGGCUCGGCAUCGGAGGCGGAAGGCGAGUCUUUGAUGCUGGCUUCGCACGACUCGAUCUCCCGCCGCCGCCAGUCCUUUAUGGAUGGGGUAUCUCCAGCCACAUCGAUGGACUCGUUGUAUCCUCCGGGCCCGAAAGACCUCAAACAGUCGCAACAACCGAGCAAGAGUCCCCAGCUGACCUUUAGCAGCACGGGAACAACAAGCGGCAAUACCUCUAUCGCCGAAAGCUUCUCUAGACCCUCUAUCUCCUCUAAUGCUCCGGAACACUUUGUGGAUGACGGGUUCGCACCACCCAUCACUUGGCCACUGCUCUUGGAUAAUAUGCAGUAUGCGGUUGAGGCUUACCGCCAAACACUUCUCAGCGGCGAGCGAUCAGAAUAUGUGAGAAAGGCUGAGGACAUUUCGGAUCAUCUGCGUAUGCUCUUGGCUGCCGGGUCGGACACGACCGAUAAUCAUUCGGGCAACCCUUCGAUUAUCUCUACCAACAAGGCGCUCUACCCGUACUUCCGGGAUAUGAUGUCCAAAUUCUCCAAGCUGGUGCUUUCUUCACAUAUUGCGGCUGCGGAUUGGCCUGGAUCCGACUCGGUGAAUAAGUGCUUGCAAGAGGCCGAUGGUGUCAUGCAGGGAGUAUAUGGCUAUGUUGAUGUGGCUCGGCAACAGCGCGGGGAGAACAUUCGCCGCAUUGUACCUGGCUUUGUUGCUGGCAGCUCCUCUGGUGGCAGCUGGCAAAACAACGGUGUCUCCUUGGAUGCAUCAGGCCCAAGGUCAUUCCUUGUCCCUGAAGGUGGUGACUCGCGAGUGGAGCCUUCGAUCUCUUUGGAAGCCACCCUUUUGGACCAGAUUGAUAUUCUCAGGAGGUCUCUUGUGGGCAGCAUCCGUCGGCUGGAGGAACGCUUGGUUUUGAACACCAAGAUCGUCACAGUAUCAGAACAUGAAGCUAUUGCGGAUGCAAUCUCAGUUGCAGCAAUCAAGGUUGUCGAGCAGUUCCGCCCGUGGGUUUCCGCCGUUGAGUCGAUCAACCUUGCGCCGCUGGGAACCUGCUACCAGAAUCCUCAAAUGGUUGAUUUCAGUCUUCAAAAGCAACGGGUCUAUGAUAGUAUUGGUGAUUUCGUCUUGAGCUGCCAGGCGGUCUCGGCUCCUCUUGCUGAUGAGUGGGCCGAGCUCCGCGGCGAUUCACUCGACGACCGGCUGAAUGCUGUGCGGAGCAUCGCCAGACAGCUGGAAAACUACGUAUCGCAGAUCGGCUUCUCACUCUCAUUGCUUCUUGAACAGAUUCCUGUUGAGCCUGCGUCCGUUCUCCGAAGCGACAGUCGACUGGAAGAGGAAGAUGAAUCACUCAACAAGGGCACUCAUAGUCGCGCCGAAUCCCAAGCCAAGACUGCCACGGAGUCUAUUGGUAUCCCAUCCUCCUACGCCAUGGAGAAUGAUAACGAAAAGGUCCGGCGAAACAUGGACAAGGCCCAGAGGUUCUUUGGUCAGGCACCGCCUACGGCCAUUACUCGGGAACCGAUCCGGGAACCAGUUCGAGAACCCGAGGAGACCCCGUGGUUCUUGAAGAUGGACCAUGAAGCAGAAACCUUUUACGACACCAAGGGCGAUGUGCCAGUCUUCAAAUGCGGAACGCUGUCUGGUUUGGUUGAGAACCUGACGCGUCACGAUAAGCUCGAUGCAUCCUUUAAUAACACCUUCCUCCUCACCUAUCGCUCUUUUACCACUGCGUCAGAGCUGUUUGAGAUGCUGGUUCAACGGUUCAACAUCCAGCCUCCCUUUGGUCUGAACCAAGAUGACAUGCAAAUGUGGAUCGACCGCAAACAAAAGCCGAUCAGAUUCCGGGUUGUCAAUAUCCUCAAGAGCUGGUUUGACCACUUUUGGAUGGAGAACAACGACGAGGUUAAUAUGGACCUUCUCCGACGGGUCCAUGCGUUUACCAAGGACUCCAUUGCCACCACCAAAACCCCGGGGUCCCCGACAUUACUUGCUGUGAUUGAACAGCGCCUUCGAGGACAAGACACGACCGUCAAGCGCCUCGUUCCGACCCAGAGCAACGCUGCGCCGCCCCCAAUUAUCCCAAAGAACAUGAAGAAGCUCAAGUUCCUCGACAUUGACCCUACGGAGUUUGCGCGGCAGUUGACUAUCAUCGAGUCGCGCCUGUACUCCAAGAUCCGGGCCACCGAGUGUUUGAACAAGACAUGGCAGAAGAAAGUCGGCCCUGACGAGCCCGAGCCGGCUUCCAAUGUCAAGUCUCUGAUCCUGCACUCAAAUCAACUGACCAACUGGGUCGCGGAAAUGAUCUUGACCCAGGGUGAUGUCAAGAAACGUGUGGUUGUCAUCAAGCAUUUUGUGAACGUGGCUGAUAAAUGUCGCGCUCUCAACAACUACUCUACCCUGACAUCCAUCAUUUCGGCCCUUGGAACUGCCCCUAUCCACCGGCUUGGUCGGACAUGGGGUCAGGUCAGUGGGCGCACGUCUGCAAUCCUGGAGCAGAUGCGCCGGCUCAUGGCUAGCACGAAGAACUUUGGCGAAUACCGGGAAACCUUGCACCUGGCCAACCCGCCCUGCAUUCCGUUUUUCGGUGUCUAUCUCACGGACUUGACUUUCAUUGAAGAUGGAAUUCCUUCCCUGACGCCGUCGGAGUUGAUCAACUUCAGCAAGCGGGCAAAGACAGCAGAAGUUAUUCGAGACAUUCAGCAGUACCAAAAUGUGCCGUAUCUGCUUCAACCUGUGCCCGAGCUUCAGGAUUAUAUCCUCAGUAAUCUACAAGCGGCGGGUGACGUGCACGACAUGUACGACCGGAGUCUGGAGAUCGAGCCUAGAGAGCGCGAGGAUGAGAAGAUUGCAAGGUAUGCUGAAGCUGCAAGCAAAGAAAAGACCUCUCUGCUGUCUGCAAGCUCCGUCGCGCUUCUGCGAUGA
Molecule: messenger RNA, 3705 nt
Organism: Penicillium alfredii
Lineage: Eukaryota; Fungi; Ascomycota; Eurotiomycetes; Eurotiales; Aspergillaceae
Product: putative cell division control protein Cdc25
Exons: 3
Coding region: 1-3705 (1234 amino acids)
Biological process (GO): positive regulation of GTPase activity; Ras protein signal transduction
Cellular component (GO): plasma membrane
Molecular function (GO): guanyl-nucleotide exchange factor activity; protein binding
Source: RefSeq, a predicted model, not a curated record